Molecule: messenger RNA, 133 nt
Organism: Acaulospora morrowiae
Lineage: Eukaryota; Fungi; Glomeromycota; Glomeromycetes; Diversisporales; Acaulosporaceae
Source: the annotation of a GenBank genome assembly
AUGACUGGACGCAAUGUAUUACUUAUUAUGGAUAACUGCCCAGCACAUGUUGCAGGUACAUUGGAUAUUGCCAAUAUUGAAGUGAAAUUCUUACCACCAAAUACAACAUCUAAGUUACAGCCACUUGAUGGUG